AUUCAGAUAAUGAUUUACAUGACCAAAAAUAUAAAAUUCAAGUAGAAAACUCUAAAACUAUAUUAACAAAUGAAAUAAAUCAAGAAUCUGUUUCAUAUAUUGAAUUGGAAAAAAGAAAAAUAGCUUUAUUAGAAUAUCAAGCCAAACUUAGAAAAGAAUUAGCCAAAGCAGAAACUAUAAAAUUACAAAAUCAGCAACUAAAAAUAAAUUUGGGUUUACCAUUAUAG
Dentiscutata heterogama is the source of this 227-nucleotide messenger RNA. Lineage: Eukaryota; Fungi; Glomeromycota; Glomeromycetes; Diversisporales; Gigasporaceae. The record is from the annotation of a GenBank genome assembly.